Phyllostomus hastatus (greater spear-nosed bat) is the source of this 5494-nucleotide messenger RNA. It is a transcript of the gene LAMC2, whose product is annotated as laminin subunit gamma 2. The coding region runs from base 144 to 3731 and encodes 1195 amino acids. Lineage: Eukaryota; Metazoa; Chordata; Mammalia; Chiroptera; Phyllostomidae. The record is from RefSeq and is a predicted model, not a curated record. Gene Ontology annotation, molecular function: extracellular matrix structural constituent. The transcript has 23 exons.
GACUGAGUCAGGUAGAAGAGUCGAUAAAACCACCUGAUCGAGGAACAGGAAGGCACUGCGGAGCGCAGAGUGAGAACCACCAGCCUCCAGGCGCCGGGCAGCGACCCCUGCAGCGGCGGAAGGCGCGUCGGCCCGGCCCGGCCAUGCCUGCGCUCUGGCUCAGCUGCUGCCUCUGCCUCUCGCUGCUCCUGCCUGCCGCCCGGGCCACCUCCAGGAGGGAAGUCUGUGAUUGCAACGGGAAGUCCCAGCAAUGCAUCUUUGAUCCGGAACUUCACAGGCGGACCGGGAACGGAUUCCGCUGCCUCCACUGCAACGACAACACCGCAGGCGCUCACUGCGAGCGAUGCAAGGAGGGGUUUUACCAGCAGAGAGAGAGAGACCGCUGUUUACCCUGCAACUGUAACUCCAAAGGCUCUCUUAGCCCUCGAUGUGACAACUCCGGACGGUGCAGCUGUAAGCCGGGUGUGACAGGAGACAGGUGUGACCAAUGUCUGCCAGGCUUCCACACACUCACGGACGCCGGCUGCACCCAGGACCAAAGGCUACUAGACCCCAAGUGUGACUGUGACCCAGCUGGCACCUCGGGGCCCUGUGACGUGAGCCGCUGUGUCUGCAAGCCGGCGGUCACGGGAGAGCGCUGUGAUAGGUGUCGACCAGGCUACUAUCACCUGGAUGGCGGGAACCCCGAGGGCUGUACGCAGUGCUUUUGCUACGGGCACUCAGCGAGUUGCCACAGCUCUGGGGACUACAGUGUCCACAGGAUCACCUCAGACUUCCACCAAGAUGUGGACGGCUGGAAGGCUGUCCAAAGAAAUGGGUCUCCUACAAAGCUCCACUGGUCCCAGCGCCACCGGGACGUGUUCAGCUCGUCACGACAUUUGGACCCUGUCUACUUUGUAGCUCCUGCCAAAUUUCUUGGGAAUCAACAAGUGAGCUACGGACAAACCCUGUCCUUUGACUACCGCGUGGACAGGGGAGGGAGACACCCAUCGGCCCACGACGUGAUCCUGGAAGGUGCUGGUCUACGGAUCACGGCCCCCUUGAUGCCACUUGGCAAGACACUGCCUUGUGGGAUCGCCAAGACUUACACGUUCAGAUUGAGUGAGCACCCAAGCAGCCCCUGGAGCCCCCAGCUGAGUUACUUUGAGUACCGGAGGCUGCUGCGCAACCUCACCGCCCUGCGGAUCCGCGCCACCUACGGGGAGUACAGCACCGGGUACAUCGACAACGUGACCCUGGUUUCAGCCCGCCCCGUCUCUGGAGCCCCGGCACCCUGGGUCGAACAGUGCGUGUGUCCCGUUGGGUACAAGGGGCAGUUCUGCCAGGACUGUGCUUCUGGCUACAAAAGAGACUCGGCCAGACUGGGACCCUUUGGCACCUGUAUUCCGUGUAACUGCCAAGGGGGAGGGACCUGCGAUCCAGACACAGGAGACUGUUACUCGGGGGAUGAAAAUCCUGAUGUGGAGUGUGCCGACUGCCCCCUCGGUUUCUACAACGACCCGCACGACCCCCGGAGCUGCAAGCCGUGUCCCUGUCGCAACGGGUUCAGCUGCUCGGUGAUGCCCGAGACGGAGGAGGUCGUGUGCAAUAACUGCCCGCUCGGGGUCACCGGUGCCCGCUGCGAGCUCUGUGCGGACGGCUACUUCGGGGACCCCUUUGGGGAACGUGGCCCCGUGAGGCCUUGUCAGCCCUGCCAGUGUAACAACAACGUGGACCCCAGUGCCUCCGGAAACUGCGACCGCCUGACAGGCCGGUGCCUCCAGUGCAUCCACAACACGGCCGGAGUCUACUGCGAGCAGUGCAAAGCGGGCUACUUCGGGGACGCCCUGGCUCCCAACCCAGAGGACAAGUGUCGAGCUUGCAACUGUAACCCGGCGGGCUCUGAGCAUGUGGAGUGUCGCAGUGACGGCAGCUGCGUUUGCAAGCCGGGAUUUGGUGGCCUCCACUGUGACCAGGCGGCGCUCACCAGCUGUCCAGCUUGCUACGAUCAAGUGAAGGGUCAGAUGGACCAGUUUGCACAGCAGCUGCGGAGCCUGGAGGCGCUGGUGGCGAAGGCGGCGGCGGGUGGCGGAGGAGCGGCCAACGCGGAGCUGGAAGGCAGGAUGCAGCAGGCUGAGCAGGCGCUCCGGGACAUUCUCAGAGAGGCCCAGAUUUCGGAAGGUGUGAUGAGGUCUCUCAAUCUCCAGCUGACCAAGGCAAGGAGCCAAGAAAACAGCUACCGCAACCGCCUGGAUGAGCUCAAGAGGACUGUGGAAAGGGUUCAGGCCCUGGGCAGCCAGUACCAGAGCCGAGUUCAGGACACUCGUAGGCUCGUCACGCAGCUGCGCCUGAGCCUGGAGGAGGGCGAGUCUUCCCUGCGGAACACGAACAUCCCUCCGCCAGACCACUACGUGGGCCCAAACAGCUUUCAAAGCCUGGCUCAGGAGGCCAUGAGAUUGGCAGACGGCCAUGAGGAGUCAGCCAAUACUAUGGAGCGACUGGCAGGGGAAACCGAAGAUUAUUCCAAACGAGCUCUCUCACUGGUGCGCAAGGCCCUUCAGGAGGGAGGCGGUGGCAGCGGCGGCAGCGGCGGCCUGGAUGGCCCCAUGGUGCAGGGGCUGAUGCGAAAACUGGAGAAAACCAAGUCUCUGGCCCAGCAGCUGUCCGGCGAGGCCGCUCACACGGACAGUGAAGCGGAGAGGUCUCACCGACACAGUCUCCGCCUCCUGCAUUCCGCGUCUCAGCUCCAGGGGGUCGGUGACCAGUCCUUGCAGGUAGAAGCAAAGAGGAUCAGACAAAAAGCUGAUUCCCUCUCCAGCCUGGUGACGAAGCAUAUGGACGAAUUCAAGCGUAUGCAAAGCAACCUGGGAAACUGGGAAGAAGAAACCCGACUGCUCUUACAGAAAGGAAAGAAUGAGAGACAGAACUCGGCUCAGCUACUUUCUCGUGCCAACCUUGCUAAAAGAAGAGCCCAGGAAGCACUAAGUAUGGGCAAUGCCACUUUUUAUGAAGUUGAGAACAUCUUGAAGAACCUCAGAGAGUUUGACCUGCAGGUUGGAGACAGGAGAGCAGAGGCCGAAGAGGCCAUGAAGAGACUGUCCCACAUCAGCCAGAAGGUUGCAGACGCCAGUAAGAAGACUGAGCGAGCAGAAGCAGCCCUGGGUGGUGCAGCUGCUGACGCCCAGGGGGCAAAGGACGCGGCCCGGGAGGCCCUGGAGAUCACCGGCAAGAUAGAGCAGGAGAUCGGGAGUCUGAACUUGGACGCCAAUGUGACAGCAGAUGGAGCCUUGGACAUGGAGAAGGGACUGGCCACUCUGAAGAGUGAGCUGAGGGAAGUGGAAGGAGAGCUGGCCAGGAAGGAGCGCGAGUUCGACGUGGACGUGGACAUGGUGCAGAAGGUGAUUUCAGAAGCUCAAAGGGUUGACAACAGAGCCAAGAACACUGGAGUUACGAUCCAAGACACGCUCGACACCUUGGACAGCAUCCUACACAUAAUAGACCAGCCCGGCAGUGUGAAUGAAGAGGGGCUGAUUUUAUUGGAGCAGAAGCUCUCCAGAGCCAAGACCCAGAUCAACAGCCAGCUGCGGCCCCUGAUGUCAGAGCUGGAAGAGAGGGCGCGCCGACAGAGGGGCCACCUCCAUGUGCUGGAGACCAGCAUAGAUGGGAUUCUGGCUGACGUAAAGAAUUUGGAGAACAUCAGGGACAACCUGCCCCCAGGCUGCUACAACACCCAGGCGCUUGAGCAACACUGAGGCUGCCGUACAGAUUUCUCAACAGAGGUUCUUGGGGUACAGACCCCGUGGCUCAGGAGCUCUCUCACGCGGGUGGGGUGGGACGUGGACAUUGGAACAUGUUGCACAGGCGUGCUCAGGUCAACUGAAACUGAUCCCACGCCCGAGACCCUGGCCAGACAGAUGUCUCGUUGCUCCAAAGGGAUGCUAUUUGCUUCUUGGUGCUGGGCAACGAGGCAAAUAGCAUUGAGUUGGAGGCCGAUCAAGGGCCCGGACCCCAAGGGAUAGAUUGGGUGGAAGGACAAAGUCUCCGGGCAGAUGAUUGCUGCAGGAUAGCCACGAACCGAGUCCUGGAGUAUGGACAAGUGCUGCCGUGUGACAGCUCAUUCUUUGAGUCAUGUGACCAAAGGAAAAUGUUUUAAUAUUGUUCACGCACAAAAUUCUUCCCCAUGUCAGCAGAGAGUGAAGUCAAGUCCCCCCAUGGCCAGUAAAAUACUAUUGACACACAAUGUCCAGUGUUCCCGUUAGGCAGCGUUCCUUCCACUUGCACCCAGUACCUAAACACACGCUCCCUUUAAAGCUGGAAGGAGUGAGCAGUGAGGGAGCGAGGAGCUGCAUGGCCCAUUGGAGCCGCGGUGCCCGCUGGCGCCCUGCUGCCUUCGAGCUCUCCUGGGCCCCAGAGGGACGUCCUGCCCCUGGGGAUGCCACGGCGUCAUCCCUCCAGCAUUCUCUCCCGGCCCAGCGACCACUGGGAACUCACUUUUGGGUUUCCAAGUGGUAGAAAAUGUGGCUUGGGCCAUGAAAGAAGUACAGUAUUGUCUAGAAGAUUUAUUAGUCCAAAUUCAGUCCCACUUUUCAAACACUCAAAACUAUUUGCCGCCAUGUGUUUUAUCUCAUCCUCUCUCUCGCCCUAUGGAAGAGAAUGUUUCUGCUCACACUUGAGCUGGGCAGAAUCUCAUCCUUCCGUUCUUCCUUCCAUCCAUCCAUCCAUCCAUCCAUCCUUACAUAUAUUUAUUGAGUACCCCCUGUGUGACAGGGGUUGGGGGACAGUGGUGACAUAGGGUCUGCCCUCACAGAGUUGAUUGUCCAGUGAGGAAGACACACAUUAAAAAAUGACAUUUUAACUUACAAUUCCUGGUCAUCACACAUGGUGUUUAUUGCAAACCCGCUGGUCUGCAACCUCUGUUCUCAACAGAACAUAUGUUGCAAGACACUCCCGUGGGUGCAGUUGGGUCUUGGCAAAGCUGAGACGGCUUCUGGGCUGUGCACACGUCUUUGCAUUCCAGCGGUCACUCUGCCCCUUUCCACAACCUAUUGCAACAGACUCUUGAGUCAUGGUAAGGCCAGUGGGGAUUGCUGGGAAGACCAGAGGCACUCCCCCACCCCCCGCACCCCCGCCCACCCCCAGCUAGGAAAGCUGGAGUUCCACCUCAUCCCCUGUGCAUCCUCAGCUUUUCGUGGACAUGUUUCAAGUAAAAAUAAUUCCUAGAUGCCUGUGGUCAGUAUCUAAUCUGUUAAACCUGAAGCCUGAGGUGGAGGUUCCAGAACAGCGGGAACGAAAAUGCCACGGAAGGAGCAGGGUGUCCUAGAGUUAGCAUUUUCAAUCCUUUUGCUGAGCAACUGGCCUGGCCCCCUGCAACCCUGAGAGAACCUUUUGAGAUGUAAUUGGUGCUGUCUCCUAGGCAUGAAGGAGGACUUAUUUCUGGAACGCCCUGAGCAAGGUGGCGGUUAUAAUGAAUAUUGUUGUCUUUUUUAUCAGCUAUAAAAUAAAAGGAAAAAAAUCA